Cyprinodon tularosa is the source of this 11329-nucleotide messenger RNA. RefSeq names its product laminin, alpha 5 (gene lama5). Lineage: Eukaryota; Metazoa; Chordata; Actinopteri; Cyprinodontiformes; Cyprinodontidae. Gene Ontology annotation, biological process: regulation of embryonic development; regulation of cell adhesion; cell adhesion. Gene Ontology annotation, molecular function: signaling receptor binding. The record is from RefSeq and is a predicted model, not a curated record.
UUUUAGUAGGACUCUGUCACCAGGAGGGAGAACAGACACUCCGAGGCUCUGAUCUCCAGCAUUUCCAUCAGCUCUCCUUCUUUUUUUAUGUUGCUUUCCUCUUUGGAGUUAUUCAUCCUGCACUGACUUCUUCCUGCAGAUGCUGCAUCAGCUCUGCUUCAGUUAACAGCAGGCCUUACACCUCCAGGCGGAUCGAGCGGACAGGUGAUGAACGGAGCCGGGUUAUGGGUGCUGCUCCUGGGCUGCUGCUGCUGCCUCGCUGCGGCGCAGGAGCUGCCGGCCGGCGGCCUGAACGGAUACAGCCUCCACCCGCCCUACUUCAACCUGGCGGAGGGGACCAAGAUCACCGCCACGGCGACCUGCGGGGAGGACGAGAGCGGCAGGAGCCUGCAGGACCUGUACUGUAAGCUGGUCGGGGGCCCGGUUUCCGGGGACCCGAGCCAGACAAUCCAGGGGCAAUACUGUGACAUCUGCAGCCAGGAGGACAGCGAUCGGGCCCAUCCCAUCACUAACGCCAUCGAUGGGACAGAGAGAUGGUGGCAGAGCCCGCCUCUGUCCCGCAGCACGGAGUUCAACCAGGUCAACGUCACGCUGGAUCUGGGACAGGUCUUCCAUGUGGCCUAUGUGUUGAUCAAAUUUGCCAACUCCCCCCGUCCGGACCUCUGGGUUCUGGAGAGAUCCACAGACUACGGUCUGACCUACCAGCCCUGGCAGUUCUUUGCCUCCUCCAAAAGGGACUGUAUUGAACGCUUUGGACAGAGGACCAUAGAGCGAAUCAACCAUGACGAUGAUGUUAUCUGCACCACAGAGUACUCUCGUAUAGUCCCGCUGGAAAACGGAGAGAUUGUGGUGUCCCUGGUGAACGGCCGUCCCGGGGCCAUGAACUUCUCCUAUUCACCAGUGCUUAGGGACUUCACCAAGGCCACCAACAUCAGGCUCCGCUUCCUAAGGACCAACACCCUUCUGGGACACCUGAUGGGCAAGGCACUGCGUGACCCCACCGUCACCCGGAGGUACUACUACAGUAUCAAAGACAUCAGCAUCGGAGGAAGAUGUGUGUGUAAUGGACACGCUGAGGCCUGCAACGCCAAUGACCCAAAUGAUCCUUACAAGUUGCUGUGUGACUGUAAGCACAACACCUGCGGCGUUUUUUGUGACCAAUGCUGCCCCGGGUACAACCAGUUACCGUGGAAACCUGCGACGACCUACAGCGCUAAUGAAUGCGAACCCUGUAACUGUCACCGUCACUCUUUCGACUGUUACUACGAUCCUGAGGUGGACCGAAGGAGAGCCAGUCUGGACAUCCAUGGACACCACAGAGGAGGAGGCGUCUGCCUCAACUGCCAGCAUCACACCACCGGAGUCAACUGUGAGCGUUGCAUCCCCACCUACUACAGGUCACCGGACCAUCCCAUCGACUCCCCUCUGGCCUGUCUGCCCUGUAACUGUCAGUCAGAGUUCACAGACGGUACGUGUGAGGAUCUGACCGGACGUUGCUUCUGCAAACCGAAAUACACUGGAGAGAACUGCGACGCCUGUGCCAGUGGCUUUAUUAACUUCCCUGAGUGUUACCCCAUCUCCACCGAUCCCACUAACAAUGAGAACAACGGUGAAGCCAAACCAGCUGGAGAGAUCAUCAACUGUGAGUGCAGCGCUGCAGGUACUGUAGAUAACUCCUGCAGGACGGACCCUCGAACUCAAACCUGCAUCUGUAAACCCGGGUUCACUGGGGACCACUGUGACACCUGCGCCCCUGGUUUCUACGGCCUUAACUGCCAGGCCUGUCAGUGUUCGGGUCCGGGAUGCCAAGACGGGUCAUGUGACUUGGUGACUGGUCAUGGAGUGUGUCGGAGUGGUUUCCAGGGUUACCAAUGUGAUCAGUGUGCGCCUGGUUACUUCAACUACCCCCUCUGCCAAUUCUGCGGCUGCAGCAUAGACGGCUCUCUUCCUGAGCGCUGCGAUGACUCCGGCCGCUGUCUCUGUAAACCAGAGUUUCAGGGUCCUCGCUGUGAGCAGUGCAGCUCUGGAUUCCACUCCUUCCCUAACUGUCAAGAGUGCUCCUGUGAUCCCCGCACCUCAUUAGAGAGCCGCUGUUCCGCCUCCGGUGCCUGCCACUGCCGACCCAACUACAGCGCGGUGUCAUGUGACCAGUGCUCCCACGGUUACUAUGGCUACCCGAGCUGCACGCCCUGCCAGUGUUCCCCGCUGGGGUCACGCUACACAAGCUGCGACCAGAUGACCGGCCAGUGCGUUUGUCUGCCCGGCGUGGUGGGACUGAGGUGUGACAGCUGUGAGCACGGCUCAUACGGCUUCCCCAGCUGUCAAGCUGGUACGUGUCACCCAGCUGGAUCCGUCCAGUAUGUCGUCCUGCCACCUGUUGGUCAGUGUGAGUGUCGUCGUCAUGUCGAGGGCCCAGCUUGUGACAAAUGCAAACCUCUGUACUGGAACCUCUCCCCGGACGUGCCUGAUGGAUGCUCCAGCUGUGAGUGUAACACUGCAGGGACCCUGAGUGCUGUUGCUGAGUGUGCACAGGAGACUGGUGACUGUCACUGCAAGCCCAACGUCUGCAGUGGAACCUGCUCUACUUGCAAAGAGGGCUACUACAACCUGCAGGAUCACAAUUACUUUGGCUGCCAGGGUUGCCAGUGUGACAUUGGGGGCUCCAUCGGUCAGUUUUGUAGCCAGCAAAGUGGUCAGUGUGACUGUCGGCCCAACAUUGAGGGGUCAAGGUGUAACCUACCUCGUCCAGAUCAUUACUUUCCAGACCUCCAUCAUCUGAAGUUUGAGAUUGAGGAGGGAACCAUGAUGGAUGGUCGACCCGUCAGAUUUGGUUACAACCUGCUGGAGUUCCCAGACUUCAGCUGGAGAGGUUAUGCCCAGAUGUCCACCAUUCAGUCCAACGUGCUGGUGUCGGUGUUUGUCACUUCUCCGGAUCUGUUCCGUGUGGUGCUGCGCUACAGCAACUGGGGCGGUUCGGCUGUUCGGGGCAGGGUGUCGAUCAUAGAAGACGGCUGGAAUCAUUUCUGUGGUAACUGUUCAGAACAGUCCAAACAAAUCGUCUUUGCACCCAGUGUGCAGCCGACCUUCGUCAAUGUCCCCCAGAACAACUAUGUGGAGCCUUUCGUCCUGAACCCAGGAACCUGGACCGUAAUAAUAGAGGCUGAGGGGAUCUUGCUAGACUACCUUGUGUUGCUGCCCAGCGCCUACUAUGAAGCUCCUAUCCUGCAGAUUAAAGUCACGGACCCCUGCACAUACAGCUUUGUUCCUGAACAAAACCAGAACUGCCUGCUGUACAAGUACCUGCCUCUGGACUACUUCCCCUCCAUCUCCGGAAACGACGGCAACUGUCGUCAUGACAACCACCUGCCACGACCCUGCCCCACAGAGAAGGUUACGCCGCGUCACCCUGACAUGGCCGUCUGCAGCGGAUUGGACAUCAGCAUAGAGCUGCAAAAGCAUCUGGUCUCUCCUGGAGACCAUGCUCUGGUGGUGGAAUACGCCAGUGAAGAGGAGCUGCCACAAACUCUGACAGUCACCGUUAACUCGCCUGGAGCGCGAACACAGCGCCACCAUGUCACCCUCCUGCACUGCAAGUUCAGCUUCCUGUGUCGAGUCGUGGCAGUUGAUGAACAGAAGCGGGUGGCAUUCUUCUCACUGCCUGCUGAUGCCGAGAUCCAGAUGUCCUCUGAGCGUGCCUCCUUCUUUUUGCACAAAGUCUACUUGGUGCCCAAAGACCUGUUUACCAUGGAGUAUGUGGAGCCUAAGGUCCACUGCAUCAGCACUCAUGGACAGUUCUCCUCUGACAGUUCCUCCUGCAUCCCUUCCCGCUUCCAGACACCGUCAGACUCUCUGGUCCUGAGGGAGGGCCAGAGCUCCUCCACUCAGGAAGAGCCCGUUCAGGCGUCUCCUGCAGCAGCUCCUCCGCUUUCCUCCAACCAGAGGGACGAGCCAGCCUGGAUGGAAGAAGUCAGACCUCCCUUCGGCGCAGAUAACAACCACCACAUGCGUCUGGACUCGCUGCAGAAUGCAGCAGUGUACACAGCCCGUAUCCAGUCUCUUGGCCGCUACGUCUUCAUCCUCCAUUAUCAUCAGCCCCUUCAUCCCACCUAUCCAGUCCAAGUCUACAUUAACGGAGGACUGAUCUGGCAGGGUCAGACCAACGCCUCCUUCUGUCCCCACGCUUACGGCUGCAGAGACGUGCUGGUUUCAGAGAACCAGAUCAUUCUGGAUGUGACCCACCAUGACGUCUUCCUCACGGUGCAGGUCCCUCCAGGAAAGACGCUGUGGCUGGACUACGUACUUGUGGUUCCAGAGAAAAGCUUCAAAUCCAGCUACCUGAACGAGGAGCCUCUGGACAAAUCAUACGACUUCAUCAGCCACUGUGGCCAAAACAGCUUCUAUAUCAACCCCUCCACUGCUUCCCCGUUCUGCCUCAGCUCGGCAGUAUCGCUGUCGGCCUUUUUCAACAACGGGGCAAUGCCCUGCGCUUGUCAUGAGGCGGGAGCCGAAAGCGACACCUGCGAGCUAUUCGGCGGCCAGUGCCAGUGUAGGCCCAACGUGAUUGGACGAGACUGCUCCAUGUGCGCCACUGGCUACUGGGGAUUUCCUCACUGCAGACCCUGUAACUGUGGUACGAGAUUAUGUGAGCCUGUGACGGGGGAUUGCAUCUGUCCACCAAGGACUCUACGCCCUGAGUGCAUCCAAUGUGAGCCGCAGACCUUUGGCUGCCACCCGGUGGUUGGCUGUGAGGUCUGCAACUGCUCUCGGCCCGGCGUUGUGUCUCCUGACGUGAGCUGUGACACGGACAGUGGACAGUGCAGGUGCAGGAACAACGUUGUUGGUCGUCAGUGUGACCGCUGCGCGCCUGGUUUCUAUGGUUACCCCAACUGCAGGCCGUGCGACUGCAACGAAGCGGGAACCGAGGAGGAAGUGUGCGACUCCUUUACAGGAAUGUGUCUCUGCAAGGAAAACGUCCAGGGCUCCCGCUGCGAUCAGUGCAGGAUAGGUACUUUCCACCUGGACCCAACCAACCCCAAAGGAUGCACCAGCUGCUUCUGCUUCGGGGCCACGGACCGGUGUCACAGCUCGGACAAGAGACGGAUAGAGAUCAUGGACAUGGAAGGCUGGGUGCUCCUUGGAGCGGACCGACAGGAAGUCCCGGUCACGGUGUAUCCUGAUCAGGAUCUUGUAGAAGCUGACCUCAGCGACGUGCCUGAUGUCUACCAGGACCUGCACUGGCAUGCACCGAAGACAUACCUGGGAGACAAGGUCUCUUCGUACGGCGGAUCCUUGCGGUACCGUCUUCACACUCAGACCAUGAGAGGCGACGCUCUACCUCUGCCGGCCGAAGCCUCCAGACCCGACAUUAUUCUAAAGGGGAACCAGAUGACCCUGGUAUUUAUGGAGAGAGAAUACUCAGCACCUGAAGACCCUCACCUGGGAAUUGUUCACAUAGUUGAGGGAAGCUUCCGUCACGCUCGGACCGGAAACUCUGUGUCACGGGAGGAGUUGAUGAUGGUUUUGGUCAACUUGGAGUCUCUGCAAAUCCGAGCCCUUCACUCCCAGUCGGCCCACUCCGUGUCGCUCCGCGGUGCCGUGUUAGAGGGUGCAGCCGACCUGACCACAGGACGACAUGCAAACAAUGUGGAGAUCUGCAUGUGUCCGGCUAACUACUUAGGAGACUCUUGUCAGAAAUGUGCUCCGGGUCACUACAGGGACACCAUCGGACUGUUCCUUGGGAAAUGUGUUCCCUGUAACUGUAAUGGACACUCGGACCAUUGUUUGGAUGGAUCUGGAGUCUGUCUGAAUUGCCAGCACAAUACUGUGGGGGACCAUUGCAAGAGCUGCAUGGGAGGUUUCCUUAGCAACAACAGUCUGGACGGACAGUCCGUUUCCUGCUCCAGCUGCCCCUGCCCUCUCAGGGCCCCGUCCAACAACUUUGCAGAAGGCUGCGUGCGAGAGGGGGACAGGAUGCAGUGUCUGUGUAUGCAUGGCUAUGCUGGACCAAACUGUGAAAGGUGUGCCCCUGGUUUCUACGGUAACCCCAUGGUUUUCGGCAGCAGUUGUCAGCCGUGCAAUUGCAAUGGUAACACAGACCCUAACAUGCUGUUCACCGACUGUCACCCCCUGACUGGACAAUGCCUCAACUGCAUGGACAACACGGCAGGACCUGACUGUGACAUCUGUUCUCCUGGUUACUAUGGAGACGCUAUACAUGCCAAAAACUGUACCAAAUGCAGCUGUUCUCCAUGUGGAACCGAAUCCUGUGACCCUCACACAGGACAGUGUCACUGUAAGCCAGGAGUCACUGGACCGCUCUGUGACCAUUGUCAGGAUGGAUCGUUUGGCUUCAGCUCAUGCUCUGGCUGUCGUCAGUGUGAGUGUGAUGCCUCAGCAGCCCUGGUUGUGCCGUGCGAUCCUCAGAACGGCCAGUGCACCUGCCAGCCAGGAGUCAACGGACCAAACUGUAAACAGUGCGCUCCUGGAUUCUGGGACUAUGGACCUGACGGCUGCAAGAAGUGUGAUUGUAACGGAGGCCGCUGUGACCCCCGGACAGGGGAGUGCCGUUGUCCAGACGGGAUGACAGGAAAACAGUGUGACAUCUGCUUGCAGAAAUACAGCGUUCCAGUAGAUGGCGGCACGCACUGCGAACCGUGCGACAGCUGCGUCAUGGUGCUGCUGGACGAACUGGAUACGCUGAACGACAACUUUACUGCCGUCGCCCGGCAGCUGAGGAACCUCAACGCCAGCUCCAUGGCUUGGGCUCAGCUCGACAGCCUCAACAAAUCUAUAGAGGACGUCGCUCGAGCCAUCGAGAACUACAACAACACGCUGGAUACAAGCAGGAAUCAGCUCGACAUGCUGGACAUAGACAUAAACAACAUCGGUACUGAUAUCGAUGAGCUGCGCAGAAAGUCUGAAGUAAUGACAGACAGGGUUGGUGAAGUAGAUAACAGUACCUCCGACACACACCAGAGGGCAGAAGAUCUGCUGAAAUUCAUUAACAACAUCACCAUAGACAUAAACGCGCUGCUGCGCAUGGCAAACCAGUCCCUGAAUGAAACAGACGGUGAACAGGAUGGGGAGGAGCAGCAGAGGAAGAUCGAGGAGGUUCAGGCCAUGCUGAGGGAGAUGAGGUACAGGAGCUGUGUGGGUCAAAAGAAAAUGGCCGACAAAGAGAAGAGCGAAGCAGAGAAGUUGUUGGAUGGUGUUAACAAGGAGCUGGUAAACCAUCAGGAGGAAAACCUCAAUUCAUCCAAGGCCAUCAUGGACCGCCUGCUCCGUUUCCUCUCUGACAUAAAAGACCUGCGAGACGCUCUGAACGAGGCUGUGAACAACACCGCCAGAGCUGCAGAACUCAACAGUGUCAAUGAGAAAACUCUGGAGGAAAACAAGAGGAAGGCUGAAGACUUGCUAAUGAAGCAGAAGGAGGUGAAUGACACCAUGGACAUGGCCGUCGCUGACGUCACUCAACUCAACAUGCUGGCUCAGAUGCUGCAGGAGUCCAAAACGGAGUACGAACAUCUGGCAGCGGAGCUGGAUGGAGCCAGGCAGCCUUUGGCAAAGAAGGUGCAGACCUUCGCUGAAACCAACAACCUAAUCCCACUAGUGGAGAAGGCGGAGAAACACGCUGAGCUGCUGAACGAGUUAGCCAUGAACUUGACCAGUUUGGUUUCAGAAACCAACAAGGAUCCGUCUGUGGAUUUAACAAAAGCCUACAACAACAUUGUCAACAAGAUCAGUGCAGCAGAAGAGGCUGCGAGGAUGGCUGAGAAGGCCGCCAAUGACACCCUACAGAAUAUAAAGAACCAGGACCUCGGAAACAUGGCAAGCGCUCUGAAGAACCACAGCAUGGACCUGCUUGAUGAAGUCAAACAGCUGGACGAUGAACUGAACAAUACCCUGAAGGCAGAGCUGGACGACGCUCAGAAAAGGCUGAACGAAACCAGAGCUAAGCAAGAUCAAGCAUUAAAGGAUUUGGAAGCAAUUCAGAAAAGCCUCAACUUCACAUCAAAUACGACCCAGCUGAUCAAUGAAGCGAAAAUGGCGGCGAAUGAAGCAAACAGCACGGCCACCAAGGUCAAUGACGUCUUGGAUACAAUGAAAGAGCAGCUGGACAAAUGGCAGCAAACUUACGGCAACGUCAACUCCAGCAGCGAUGACAUCAACAAGGCCCUGAUAAAUGCCUCAGAAACGGUUCAAAAGCUGGAAGAAGAUAUCCCGACUCUGAUGAAGAAACUUGAUGAUCUGCAGAAUUAUACCGUCCAAAUGCCAAACAUCUCUGAGAACAUUAACCGGAUCCGGCAGCUGAUUCAGGAAGCGCGCAGCGCUGCCAACAGGGUGAGCGUGCCCAUGAAAUUCAAUGGAAAGUCUGCAGUUGAAGUUCGUAUGCCGCCUAACCUGGCUGACCUGGCUGCCUACACCUCCAUGAAGUUCGAUAUCAAGCUGCCAGAGGCCAAGCGGAAAAAGAGAUCCACUGAUGGCUCAACAGCACAGCUUGUCUUGUUCCUCGGCAACAAAAAUUCCAGUAAGGAGUUUAUGGCAUUGACGUUAAAGGAGAAUAAACUGCACUGGUAUUUCAAUGUUGGAGGAGAAACUGCUGAAGUGUCUGAUGAAAUCAAAGUUACUGAAAACUUCGUUGAAGUUUUCUUGGAAAGGAUCCUCCAGUUUGGUCAAAUUUCCAUCACAUAUGUUGAAAAAGGGGAAGAAAGGACCAACAAAGAAAACGGGGAGGCUAAAGGUGAUCAGGGACUGCUCAACCUCUUAACCACGGGCACUGUCUUCUAUGUUGGCGGACCCCCAGAUUCUUUCCAGCUGCCAGCCCCAUUUGACAAAGCCAAAGGAUUCGAGGGAUGCAUUCUGCUGGAAACGCUGAACAAGGAGGUCCUCAGUCUGUAUAACUUUGAGAAAACCAUCCAGCUCAGCACUUUAACGGACAGACCAUGCGUCAGGACCCCACUGAGACUGAGCCGGCCGUGGGUGACUGAUGGGGCCUAUUUUGACGGAACCGGCUUUGCUGAGAUCGUCUUUAAUAAAGAUAAUGUUUUACGCUUUGAGCAGGAAUUCAGACUUAUCUCACAGCAAGGAAUUAUAUUACUAUUAAAACAUCAGAUGCAGUUCUUUUGCAUGGCCGCACUUCAGGGAGAGAUCCAUGCUUUCUAUAACUUCAAUGGUACUUUGGUUGAUAUGAAAUCUAAAGUAACAAAGGAUUUGCUGAAGAUUACUGAUGGGAACUCAAAAAUGCUCCAGGUUUUCCUUGUUAACAGCACUAAACAAGUUGCGAUAAAGCUAAACAAUGACUUCAUCUUUCAACAAACUUUAACUGCGAAAUUACCCGGGUUUGACACGACAUACUAUCUGGGAGGAGCACCAGAGGAGGAGAUACCGGGCAGUCUGAAGGCGCUGUUUUCAGGACAGACCUCCAUGAAAGGCUGUUUCAGGAACAUCAAGACCAGCAGGGGUUUCGUCACUCUGUCCAGCAUGAAAACCUCUGGAGUCAGUUUCGGCUGUGAUGACGACCUGCUGGUCGUUCGGGAGGCUCACUUUAGAGGUCAGAACUACCUGCAGUUAGCCCCCACAUCUAUCAACAACCUGAAGAACGACUUCUACGCCAGCUUCAGCUUCAGAACAGAUGAGAAGGACGGCCUUAUAUUGUACCACAGGGAUCAGGAGGCGAUCUGUCAGGUCUCUUUACAGAAGGGCCACAUUGUGGUGAGGGCUGCCGACAGCGAGGUUAAGACUCAGAUGACGUACAAUGAUGAUAAUAGCCACAAUAUUGCCUUCUACAGCAACGUUAACGGGUUGCGUCUGUACGUGGACGACAUGCUGGAGAAGGGGAGUGGCAGCAAGAAGCCGAGCAGCAAUCCACCUGAUCCUCCAACUAGUGUCACCUUCCUGGGAGGAUCACCUUACCAGAAUCUCAACAAUCUUACAGGAUGCAUUAGUAAUGUCUUCAUAAAGAGCACAAAUGACCAAACAGUUCUGGACUUACUGAAGGCUAAACUAAAUGUGAACGUCCCUCUGAGCUGUCCUGCAGCUAAAAAACCUCAACAGAUCAUUGCUACUCAGCACAAACGCAAACAUAAGGGCAAUCAAAAGAAGCCGCCGAAAUCUCGCAGUCGCAGUACCAGGGAGUCCUGCCAGAGGGAGCUGUCGCACCCUGAAAGCAGAGCGAUGCACUUCAGCGGCUCUACCUACAGCUACCAGAGACAGGAUUCUGUGAUGAUCAGAUCCAUCUCUCACCUGUCCUUAGAGGUGAAGAUCAACUCCUCUGACGGCUGCAUCCUCUACGCAGCCGGCAGGCGGCACGGCGGACCGGUGAUGUCGCUCAGCGUCUUAAAAGGCCACCUGUUGCUCUCAGUAGAGGCAGCAGGGGUCAAAGUCAAAGUACGCAGCCUGAACAGAUACAACGACGAGCGGUGGCACCCGGUUUUCAUAAAGCAUGAAGGGAACAAGAUCAUUCUGACAGUAGGUGGCAUCAGCGUUCGAUCUAAGAGGAUACCUGGAGGCAGCAAGAUGCGGAUCACAGGGCCUUUAUUUAUUGGAGGAAUCCCAGCCUCAAUCAAGCCUACAGGUUGUGAUGGUUUCAUCGGAUGCAUCAGGGAUCUGAAGCUGAACGCAGUCCCUGCAGGAAACCCAGCUUACAGUCAGGGGGUGGUGCCCUGCUUCCAGAACCCUCUACAACCUGGAGUGUACUUCUCUGGGGAGGGAGGACACAUGGAAAUAGACAACUCUCUGGUUCUGGGUCGGGAUUUUGAGAUCCAACUGGAGGUUCGACCCACUUCAGACUCUGGGCUGGUGUUGCACGCGGGAACUUCAUCUGACCAGUACCUGAGCUUGGUGCUAAGCCAGGGGGAGGUGAUUGUUUCCAUAAACAGUGGCAAAGGGGAAUUCUCUACCUCUUUAAUCCCUGAGGAGCCUCUGUGUAACAGGCAAUGGCACACGAUCAGAGUGGUGAAGAUAAACAACCUCCUGCAACUGCAUGUGGAUGGAAGCAGUGAACAGACUGUGGGCCCGAAACAGAGCCGGUCUGCCGGAGCUAAAGCUACCGUACACCUUGGAGGCGCACCAAGUGAGAUCAAAGCGUCCAACCACCUUCACGGUUCCCCAGCUUUCCAAGGCUGCUUCCACCAUGUUAGCAUCAACCGUAGACCUGUGAUGUUGUCCAAACCGCUCUCUGUGCACGGAGCCGUCGGAACUCAAGGCUGUCCUCACAUGUAGGCAUAUCCUCACAUUCCCCGACAGUAAACAAUCGGUGGUGGGUGUCAUGAUACUGUAGCUAAUUUAAGAUAUAGUAAUAUUUAUUUUAUUUUUUGAGGGGAGAAAAAAA